AUGAAGUCAUGGCAAAGUAGAGGUCCGAACAAUAUUGAUCCUGUUUUACGUAUGGACCCUACUGGAACUGGCGCAGCAUCAGCAGUGUUUAUGCGUGCUAAUUCAAAAAUACUUUUCUUAGGAUCGGUUAAUGGCGGAGUUUGGAGAACAAAUAAUUUUGAUUCGCGGGCACCACAUUACAUUCCAUUAACAGACAAGAAUUUAUGCCAAUCGGUUAGUACACUAGCUGGUUCAUUAGAAGAUCCAAAUUUUAUUGCUUACGGUUAG
Rotaria sp. Silwood1 is the source of this 267-nucleotide messenger RNA. Lineage: Eukaryota; Metazoa; Rotifera; Eurotatoria; Philodinida; Philodinidae. The record is from the annotation of a GenBank genome assembly.